AUGGCCGAAGCAGGAGGGUAUGUUUUCUUUCCAUUAUUGAAAAAGCUUAUUUCAUCAUUUUUAGAAAAAAAUAAGGCGAAGCAGUUUUUUUCUUUUUUUAAAGGUGUUUUUAUACGGUAUAUCGUCUUUUCCAUACAUUUAAUAACAUUUUCAUCUCAGUAAAUAAACCAACAAUCAUGAAAUAAAGUACUUCCACAAGGAAAAAUUUGAAUUUCCUUAAUUGUUUGGAACGAAAGGAAAGCUUCUUGAGGUACUCAAAUUUGUUAGUUUUUUCAUAAUUGGUAAUAUUCAAAUUGAAAAAUUUUUCAAGUGAAAUGAAAAUAUCGAAUUUUUUAGUUUGAAUCAGGGAACAACUAAAUUCAAUAAUUCUCUAAUUCGCAUUAACUAGAAUCAAAAUUUUUUUUUUUCUAGCAUUUAGCAUAUGAAUGCUGUUUGUUACAUUUUGAUUACAAACUUGUAUUUCAAAUGCUAAAAAAUCAGGUCUUCCUGCCACACGUGAGUAUGUUCAAAAUGCUUGUGUUCCAAAGGAGUUCCAACAAGUUUAUAUAAAUUUUGAGCUUUUUUUUUUGUCUUAUUUCAGUCUUUGCAUAAUUAUAAGUUUAGAGAUGAAGUCAAGGUCGAGCCCGCGGCAGCUCCGGUCAACGCCCAAAUGGACGUCCAGACCGCGUUGAAGGCUGUUCUUCGCGCCGCUCACUACGCUGACGGUCUUGCUAAGGGACUCCACGAGGCCGCUAAAGCGCUUGAUAAGUAAGGAAGAUUUAAAAUAAUGUUUUUUCGCGCAUGUCAAUUGUUUUAUACGUUAUUGUGUAAAGCAGGUCGUAGUGCGCAAAACUAUCAAGGCUUCCUGCCACACGUGUGCUUGUGAUCAAAAGCAUGUGUUCCAAAGGAGUUUCUGACAAUUUCAAUCUCAGUUUUUCAGGCGUGAGGCUCACUUCUGCGUUCUUGCCGAGAACUGCGACGAACCUCAGUAUGUGAAGCUCGUCGAGGCCCUCUGCAACGAGCACAACAUCCCUCUGAUCAAGGUUGCCGAUAAGAAGAUCAUCGGCGAGUACUGCGGUCUUUGCAAAUACGACAAGGAAGGAAAAGCCCGCAAGGUAUUAUAAUUUUUAUCUUUUUUGAACUUAUUUCAAAUUUUUAAGGUUGUUGGCUGCUCCUGCGCUGUUGUGAAGAGCUACGGUAACGAAGAACAAGGAAAGGCCGUCCUUCAACAUUACUUUGACUCCAAGAAGUAA
Molecule: messenger RNA, 1232 nt
Organism: Caenorhabditis auriculariae
Lineage: Eukaryota; Metazoa; Nematoda; Chromadorea; Rhabditida; Rhabditidae
Source: the annotation of a GenBank genome assembly